GAGCUCGAACAACCGAGCCGACAGAUAAGCGACCCUCCGCUCUUGUGCCGCUUCCGCUCCGCAGUACAAGUACGUUGCCUGGUAUCCUUCAAUUCCAGCGGAGUGCCAAGGUUUUCUGUUCCAUAGACACGCACCCGCAUUUCAGCUUGGUCAACCUCCUUUACAUUCACAUCUCGCUGCUUUCGCACGCCUAGCACGACCUCGUCUCGACGUCCAGCCCGGUCCCAAGUCCCACCUCUCGAGGCUUGAGAGUACAGCGCAUUGCCUUUCACGAACCACCUACUCUCAAUGGCUUCUCCUGCGCCUGCAGCUACCAAGUCGGUUCCGCUAACGUGCUCGGGUCACACACGACCAGUUGUCCAUCUCGAAUUCUCGGAUCUGCAAGAUGACGGGACGUACACUCUGCUCAGCAGCUGCAAGGACGGCAAUCCGAUGUUGCGAGACUGGCUCGGAGAUUGGAUAGGCACGUUUUUGGGUCACAAGGGAGCCGUUUGGAGCAGCAAGCUGUCAGGCGGAGAGGCGAACCGAGCUGUUACUGGAAGCGCAGACUUCUCCGCCAAGGUGUGGGACACGUUCUCUGGUCAGUGCUUGCAGACAUUUCCGCACAACCACAUUGUUCGCAGCGUAGCUAUUAAUGCGGCCGGCACCAAAAUCUUGACUGCUGGUCACGAAAAGAAGAUUCGGCUGUUUGACCUGGCAAAGCCCGAGGCUGAGCCUAGCUACCUGGUCAAUGCUGCCAGCGAUGCAGAAGCUAGCAAAGGUCUGGCGCAUCCCAAUAACAUCAAGAGCAUUGUCUGGCAGCGGGGCCAGGGAGAGAAUACGACUAUCAGUGCGGGAGAGGACAAGACGGUACGGUGGUGGGAUCUAAGGACAAUGACCAAGUCGAGCGAGAUCUCUUUUACGGAUCCCAUCACUUCGAUGGAGAGAUCGCAGGGCUGCUUGGGAGAGCUGCUUACGAUCACGUCGGGCAAGAAUGUCUACUUUAUCGAUGCGACCACGCGCGAGGUGCGCAAGCAGCACCAACUCUCACUCGCCCCUUCCUCGGCCAGCGUGCACCCCGUCAAUGCGGACAAGUUUAUUGCUGGCUUUACGGGGGACGGAUGGAUCAGGAUCUACGACUUUGAGACGGCCAAGGAGCUGGAAUUGCACAAGGGCCACCACGGACCCGCGCACGCUGUUAGCUACUCGCCCGACGGAGAGCUCGCUGCGAGCGGCAGCGAAGACGGCACCAUCCGGCUUUGGCAGAGCUAUCCAGGCAAGAAGUAUGGUUUAUGGCAAUGAGGUGGCGCCGAGCUUGUAUUGCACGAAAAGCAAAAGCAGAGGAG
Ceraceosorus guamensis is the source of this 1325-nucleotide messenger RNA. RefSeq names its product WD40 repeat-like protein. Gene Ontology annotation, biological process: spliceosomal snRNP assembly. Lineage: Eukaryota; Fungi; Basidiomycota; Exobasidiomycetes; Ceraceosorales; Ceraceosoraceae. The coding region runs from base 289 to 1281 and encodes 330 amino acids. The transcript has 2 exons. Gene Ontology annotation, cellular component: SMN complex. Gene Ontology annotation, molecular function: protein binding; RNA binding. The record is from RefSeq and is a predicted model, not a curated record.